This is a messenger RNA of Synchiropus splendidus (mandarinfish), 1981 nucleotides long. It is a transcript of the gene kcnv2a, whose product is annotated as potassium channel, subfamily V, member 2a. Gene Ontology annotation, cellular component: voltage-gated potassium channel complex; membrane. Gene Ontology annotation, molecular function: voltage-gated potassium channel activity. The coding region runs from base 1 to 1599 and encodes 532 amino acids. Gene Ontology annotation, biological process: protein homooligomerization; potassium ion transmembrane transport. NCBI's taxonomy places the organism in Eukaryota, Metazoa, Chordata, Actinopteri, Syngnathiformes, Callionymidae. The record is from RefSeq and is a predicted model, not a curated record. The transcript is spliced from 9 exons.
AUGACCGCUGAGAUCCUUCCACCAGAAUUCAUGUUGACUUCAGGCAGCAUGUGGACCCGCAUUAGAGCUCGCAGCAACUACAAGACCCUGAGUUCCACCCCCGACUCUCAAGAUCCCACCGACCUUCUGGACCUCGGCAAGAUAUUUGUGAAGCCAUGGAGCUCCCUUCAGUUCCUGAACCCUGAUGCGUAUGACCUCUAUGGUGAGGACUAUGACGAUGAGGAGGGUCGAUCAUCAGCUCCCCAUCCCUGCCUCCUGGUCUCUCCGUCGAAACAAGUUACUCUGAACAUCAACGUUGGAGGAACGGUCUACCAAAUGCCCUCAAGAUUAGCUGCCAGGUAUCCCCAAACUCGGAUUGGCCGUUUGGCUCUGUGCACUGACCCCAGCGGGAAGAUGGACCUGUGUGACGACUAUAUCGUCCAGAGAAACGAGUUCUUCUUCGACCGCGACCCUGAAGUGUUCCACAGCAUCUUCCACUUCUACAGGACUGGAGUGCUGUGGAUCAAGGAGGAGCUGUGUCCGCGUCACUUCAUGGAGGAGAUCAACUACUGGGGCGUCAGGAUCAAGAACAGCCAGCGCUGCUGUCGCAUCUCCUUCGAGGAGAAGCAGGACGAGCUGGACGAGCAGCUGAAGAUCCAGAGGGAGCUGAUGGCAGAGGUGGAGAAGGAGGAGAACGAGGAGUUGUUUGACAGCAUGAUGUUUGGACCCACUCGGAAGAAAAUCUGGAAUUUGAUGGAGAAGCCCUUUUCCUCCAUCCCCGCCAAACUGAUGGCUGUCGCGUCCUCCAUCUUUGUUCUGGUCUCUUUGGUGGCCAUGACGCUCAACACUGUGGAGGAGAUGCAGUACAAGUCCGCAGCAGGCGAGCCCAGCGGAAAGUUCUACGGCGAACACGUGGAGAUGUUCUGCAUUCUGUUCUUCACCCUGGAGUACCUGCUGCGCCUCGUCUCCACGCCGGAACUCAAGUCUUUUGGACAGAGCGUUCUGAACACUGUGGACCUGAUCGCCAUCCUGCCGCACUACCUGCAGAUGGUGCUGGAGCACUUUGAUGAAGAGGACGUGCGCCGUCAUUCCGGGGACAUCGAGACAGUGGCCAGCGUUGGGAAGGUGGGCCAGGUUCUGAAGAUCAUGCGUCUGAUGAGAAUCUUCAGGAUUUUAAAGCUGGCUCGACACUCGACUGGACUCCGAGCCUUCGGCUUCACGCUGAGACAGUGCUACCAGCAGGUGGGCUGUCUGCUGCUCUUCAUCAGCAUGGGGAUCUUCAUGUUCUCUGCUAUGGUCUACACUGUGGAACAUGAUGUGGACAACACCAACUUCACCUCCAUGCCCCACGCUUGGUGGUGGGCUGCUGUCAGCAUCUCCACUGUGGGCUACGGCGACGUUUUACCAGAAACCAAUCUGGGACGCAUCUUUGCCUCUGCCUGCAUCUCCUUUGGAAUCAUCCUCAACGGCAUGCCGAUCUCCGUCCUCUACAACAAGUUCUCCGACUACUACGCCAAACUGAAGGCUCAAGAGUACACGGCCGUCACAAAAGCUCGGGGGAACCUGCACUUCACGCGCAGGGCGACCAAGAAGAUCGCGACGUGUAAAAGAUUCAUGUAGCGUUGCUGGAUUCACCAGGUGCUUCUCCUGAAAUGUCAACAUAAAACAUGCUGACUGCACUUGUACCACUUUUUUUCCUUGGAGACUUCAAAGCUGUAUUCACUGUUGAUUUCCUCUGAGAGCCAUUCAACAUCAACCAUCACUUGGAGUCAUUUUCCUUUGACUGACUGGACAUGAAUUACACCAUCAGAGCUGUCUCCAGGUCGAUAUAUACAGUAUAUUGAAUACGAUGAGUCCUGAAGGUGAAAAAUGGCACAAAGAACUGAAAAUGAACGGGGUGAAGAUAAACUUUUGUCCCCAUCAGUUUAGAAACAUUUAAUUGAUAAAAAAAAAAAAAAAAAAAAAAUCAAGUUACAAACUUGAAACAUUCAGAAAAUUAAAG